CGGAAGCAGCGAGCUGCCUGCUUUGUUUUGUUUUGGUAGUGGGAGUUGAUGAGAAGCAGACAGACGAGCAGGCGGCGGCGGCAGGCACGGGAGAGAGCCGCUCUCUAAAUGGGGAGAGCUAAAUCGGGAAUGGAAAAUGACGGCCCGAUAGCUGACGCCUGUAAAAUGCCGAGUUUCAUCAGCGGCUUCGAGGAAGGGAGGGUGAAAUUGUCCCGCAACCUGCCGACACAAACUUCCUUCACGGACGGUAAAGUUGAGCGGACGCUCGGAGAUUUGAACCGACGUGUCACCAGGUCAGACUCCCGGCUAUCGCUGGACGAAAGCGACAGGGACCCGGGAGAGAAGGAUGCGGAGGGCAACAACAACAACAACUGCAACGGCGGAGGGGGAGCGAGGAGAAGGGCGAGUGCUGUCGAGAUCCUCAGGAAGAAUUUCGGGGAUUCAAAGUCUCCCCCUUUCAGUCUAAACGGAGGCAGUCGGAUGCACUGCGGAGCGGAGCAUGAAAACCCCGAAGGAAGCGUUAAUGAUACUCAAGAUUAUGGACCUGAUUGUGGCGGGUCUACAAAGUCGGACGGAGAAACGGGCGAAGCGGUGGUUGAAAACAAGCCAACCUCGAGCGAGUUGCCGAGUUCGGAUGUUCGGGGAGUUGAAUUUUUAACCAUUACAGGUCAGUGCCAUCAUACGAGUGACAACAGUAGCAGCACGGCCACUUUGGAGGAGCCUGUUAGUGCCAAAGAGCACGUCUACUGCACUGUUUACUGCAUCGCCAACGACAGCCGCGGAAAAGACGCUGAAAUCACGGACCGCUCCGAUGAAACGGUCACACCAAAUGCAUCGGAAAGGGACUUGGAGACUGGACGGGACGCGGGGUCGAGUCCCGAACCGCCACCGUACACAUUGGACGACCUGGUGGAUCCUUUCGGGGACAUGUCCCACCGGCUGUACGCGGAGCAGGCCGGCGCAGAGCUUGCGAUACAGAGCUGCCGGGUGUGCAUGGAAGAGAAAACCAUCGUACCCAUGCACUGCUGCAGGAAGGCCGUGUGUGACGAGUGUCUGAAACUCUACGUCAGCUCCCAGGUGCAGGUGGGUAAAGUUUUCAUCAGCUGUCCAAUCACAGAGUGUAGUGGCAACCUGGAGGAAGGACUGGUGAUUUCCCAUUUGACCAAAGAAGAGGUGGCAAAAUAUCGUUACUUUUUGGAGCUGAGUCAGCUGGAUUCGAGCACAAAGCCCUGCCCCCAGUGCAAUCAGUUCACUUCUCUGAAGACGCACACCCCCAGCCGCUCUGAGCACAAAUACAAAAUACAGUGUAGCAAUUGCCAAUUUGUGUGGUGCUUUAAAUGCCACGCGCCCUGGCACGACGGGCUCAAAUGCCGCGAUUACAGGAAAGGAGACAAGCUGCUACGUACCUGGGCGAGCGUCAUUGAGCACGGACAGAGAAAUGCCCAGAAAUGCCCCAAGUGCAAGAUUCAUAUUCAGCGUACAGAGGGAUGCGAUCAUAUGACCUGUGCGCAGUGCAACACUAACUUCUGUUACCGCUGUGGUGAGCGCUACCGACACCUGAGAUUUUUUGGGGACCACACAUCCAACCUCAGUGUGUUUGGCUGCAAGUAUCGCUAUCUCCCUGAUAAACCUCAUCUGAGACGGCUAAUUAGAGGGUCUGUCUGUGCCUCUAAGGUGCUGAUAGCUCCUGUCGUCAUUCUGCUGGUCGUGGUGAUCGGAGCUCUCGCGCUGGUGAUAGGAUUGUUUUUUUUCCCGAUCUACUAUGUGUGUAAGAAGAGGAAGAAGCAGCAGCGCACUAUAGGCUCAGAACGAUGGAUCUGAAGCUCGCCCUUCUCUCCGUGCAGACCUCGCACUCACACAUGGCUUGAAAAGACAACGCCUGCAUCUCCUCAGGGACAGACACGCCAGCCUGACUCAUCACAAAACUCUUUGAGAUGAACACCACAAAGUAAACACUGGCAUUUAGCAAGGACCUCAGGUGGAAUGAUGUAUGUAAAUCUAUGAAGUGAGGCCUACAUAACUGCCCAUCUUUACAUAUGGAUUAUUUAUCUCACAUGGGACUACUGCAAAAAUGAAUGCUGGAUAUUUACACAGAAGAGUUAAAAAAAAAAAAACAACCCAAAUUUCAAUUCUGAAGCAGCCGCUGUCUUGUGCAGUGCUCGUCAUGUAGGGGAUAUUCAAUGUAGGAAUUUUUGAGGACACACUGCAGGAAGUUUCAUCAGUGAUUUCCACGAAUGUCACACUUUUUUUUUUUUUUUUGUUGCUGUUGUUAAGGAGAGCAAAUGUAAACCCAGGUAAAACAGAUGCAGUUUGGUCUUUUCUACCUGUGGUUGGUUUGAUGUUGAGAUGUAGGAAUACUGUGGACCGGAGGCUUUGAGAGUGUCGGAUACUGGUGAUUAUGAAGGCGCCAGAAAUGCCAGCUGCACGGUGAUACUGGAGCCUCACAGACGAAUAAGAAGGAAAUACGUUUUUACUCAUUUGCAAGUAUUGUUUGUGCUGCAGUUGGCAGGGAAAAAGGUGGGAGAUGGAAACCAAGCCAUGACGGAGAAAUGAGUUCUCGGUGGUGCAACACAAGCUGCACGUUGACUUUUCCCAGCUUUGGUUUGAUAUUUGAAAAAAAUUUCCAUUGCAAUUUGAGUCUCUGACAAACCCACACUGUGGACAAUAAUGUGAAAGGAAGGAUGAUAUUUGACUAUUCUUGGCUAACCUGGAUAACAGUGACUUUGUCUGAUCUCAGAUUCUUGCUAGAAGGUUUGAAAAUUGGGUGUGUACCUAACCUUAAGAGUGACGCCUGAAGUUAAAGACCACACACACACACACACAGACAUAGAAAAAAGUGAAACUUUGGAAGCACCAUUGGAAUUAUAACAAGCCUCCAUUGUUUUCUGUUGUGGUUUUCCAUCAAGCCCUCCUCCUGUCUGCCCCUGUCUCCCUUGCUGUCUUUUUGUCCCUCCUCUCUUGUUGUCUGUGUGUGUGUGUGUGUGUGUGUGUGUGUGUGUGUGUGUGUGUGUGUGUGUGUGUGUGUGUGUGUGUCUGAGCUGAUGGUGGUUUACACUCACCCUCCCUGCAUGGCAUGUUGUCUCCAGUGCGCCUACAUGCUGUAUGCCAGUAUCUGCAUCAUCCAAAAAAAAAAAAGGAGCUGCUGUGCCAAAACAAAGUGCUGAAUGCGGUGGGAUAGAUGGUUGACCCUGUCCCUUGGUUUGUUUGUUUGUUUUUAUUGUUCUUUUAGAGGUGGACUUUUGCAGGGGUUUGGAUGAUGUAUAAUGGAGUGUGUGCAAGCUGUAGAAGUAUACAUUAGAUAGCUGAAAACUGCUCAGAAGUGCAGGAAUUGACUGAAAACACUACAAUGACAUAGAGAAUAGAAUGUAGUCUGGGCAGUGGUUUACCAAAGAGCUAAACAGGGUGUUAUUGAUUUUAAGGUUCAUCCAGUUUAUUUGGAUGUCAGCUGUAUGUGGAUCAGUUUUUCAAGGUUUUUCUUCUUCUUUUUUUUAAACUGUCUGCCUGCUUGACAGUUUGGAAAGUGACAGCGGUUUUUGAUGCAAACCUCUGAAUUCAUUCACACUGGCACACGAGAAAGAGCGCUUUUCAAGAGCUUUAAAGGUCGCCACCUGGCAGCAGUCAGCCGGCUGCUCUCCACUUAUCCUUCUAUCCUCUCCUCUGUCACUCUUUUUGUUUUGUUUUGGGUUUUUUUUAUACAUUUUAUGCCUCAUGAUUGCCCUUUAACAUCUUUUGUCCAUGCCGUUGCCCUCUGAGGUGUGACUGGACUCUGACCUCAGCUGUGAGUGGAUGUGGAGAGGUGGAUGAUUACAGUACACAAAGCUCAAUUGCAGCAGCGGCAGCAGCCACAGAAAAAAACAUCCAGACGGGCUGCUUUUUUUGUCCUCCACCCCACACACCCACACACACACUUCUGAUAUGCGAAAAUAAUACACAGCUGCCCAAUAGUGCAUGGUGGAAGGCCAAGUGAAAGAGGUUUCCAAAUCAGAUGUUUUGCAGAGUGUGUGUUUUUUAAAGGAGACAUUAAAGAAAAAUAGAGGAGUGCAUUCCAGCUGCACAUAGGAGAUGAUAUGGUAGAGUGAGCAAAUAUGUGGAAGGGUAAGUGAUGAGAGGUUGAGGUGAAAUGUCUCCACCUGAACUAAACGCCCUGGGUGAAGGCAGAAAGUUUGUGGAUAUGUUACAGCACAUUUCAUCACUGAGGCAGAUGUUGGACGGUUUGCAGUGCAAUGCCAUUAGCUUGGCUUCAUCCCAGGGACCUGAUACAUUUUCUACAUCUGGGACUUAAGGAAUACAGCAUGUUCGACUAUAGUUGUAUUAAACACACACAGCUUCAGAAAGUUGAUUGUUACACACCGAGUUGAACAGGUCACCGCAGCAGGUCACUACUCUGGGUUUGAAUCCACUCUCAGGGAGUUUGCUUUGUCUUCACUGUAACCCAGAACCUCCCACCUACCUGAGCUGUGCCACAGAUAUCCUCAACUGCACUGUAGAGUCGCAACUCUUCCUGAUACCUGGAGCUGCGCUAGAAACCCUUAUUUAAUUCCAGGAAGUAAAAAUCACUGUAGUGUCAAAGAAGAUCAAACUGUCUGAGUGCAGCCGGCACCGCCUGCGUUUCCCUGCUGGACUCAGCUGUGCUGUGAAUGCUGCGCCGUGGUCACGGGUUAAACCUCAACAUAAACUAUGUAUUAGUCAGCAGCAGAGAAGUGGAUGUGUAAUGAAUGGGCCAAAUAGAAUCACUGAAACCUUUUAACAUUCGUUCACGUGCUUCUCAUGCAGACAUGUUUUAGCUACUCUGGUGUGUUAAAUUGCUGCAUUAUUUUUUUUUCCUGCUUGACACAUGCUCGGCAGUGCAUAUGAUGUUUAUGUCCUGUAUACUUUUUCCACGGCAUUUUACUAAAGAAGUUAUUGCCAAUGAAAGAUGGCAAAUUUGAAACAAAGUAAAAAUAUAGACGUCUUAUGGGACGGUGCUUUUUUGAGUCACGUUAGGUUUUUGCCCUUUUAUAUACGUGUGUUGCAUAACUGCCCAGCACUAAUGCCAAAUAGAAAUCCCAUCUUUGUUGUUAUUGCUGUUGUAUUACCAUAGCAAGCAGCUGUUUGGUUGAAGUUGUAACCAGAAGCUGUCCCAUGUAUUUAUUUAGUGACAUUAGAGUUGAUUCGGCCCGUGAAUUUUCCCCUUGGUGGGAAGUAUCGGCUGGCUGAUACCCCUGGCCUUUCUGUUUUUAUGACAUUCCCAGAUGUAUCGGCAUAAAUAUGCAAUGGUGCCUUCACAGCAACAAUAGAUCAGAUUACCCAACAUGUUAUUCAGGGUCCCUGCAAAUAUUACAGAUGAGGGUACAGUCUGUCACAGCCUGCUGUUGUAUGUGUUAUUUAUUAGAACAACUAAUAAAGCAGUAUAAUAGGCUUUGUCUUGUAAUAUAAAUUUGUCUGGAACUACUGUUGAGUAUCUAUGGAUGUCUAGCCCAUACCACACGCAGAAAAUAUGCAGAUGUGUUUUCCUGCUGAAACUGAAGCUUCAGAUUAAACUAAACUUCUGAAAUGUUUUAAGUGCCACAAUCCAGUAGGUCUCGCUACAUCCCAAAUACUCCUGUACUUUUGCAUAAGCUACACUGUCACCAUAUUCCGGCUCGCUCUUUUUGGAUUCAUUCGAGGAAUCUUAAUUCGAGGACGCUCAUUAGACAGACAUCAUAAGGCUGACACAGGACUGAGCCUGUCUCCAUGAAAGAGGUGAUUGUGCCAAAACUGUGUGUCAUUUUUCAGCCAUUUCAAUGUAAGUUUGACUCAGGACACGCGAAUACUGAUGUUGCAGUAUGCGGUGUACUAUCAGUAACAUCAGGUUGGGUUUUCCCUAUCUAGACAUGCAAAAUGUUGGAAUGACAACAGCAGCAGCUUUAUGUGCAUACGCGGAUAUUUCUAUUCAAGGAAAUGUCAGACACGCUUGAUACGUAUGCUUCUUGUUUUCACAGAGAGUACAUUCUUCCACCUGCUGCCACUGUCAGAAAUAUCUGCUGAUAAUAUUAUUGCUGCUCACCAAGCCAGGCACAAACACUGUUUUCUCCUGAGGAUUUGCUUUGUUAAUGGAGAAUAAAGUAAAGUAAGUCAAAUGCCAAAAUGUGCCUGUUUGCGUGAAUUUUUUUUUUUUAUAUUAAUACACCACAGAAAUAGUCUGCCUCUUCAUUCAUGGAUAAUGUGGAUGUUUGAAUUAAGUACUGCUUCCUGAGGUCAGUUUGACUGUGUGUUCAAAUGGCUGCAGAUCAGCCUGUGUUCUGACCUGUAAGCACAGUUGUGACUGCAGUUUUAUGUCAGUAGGGGUCAUAAGUGCACCAGAGGAAGCAAAGCCACCAUAACCAUGGACAGUCUCAGGCCAAACAAGGCAGAUAAUAAAACACCGGUAUAAUGAAUGCUGAAAGGAAUACAUGGCACAAAAGGUUACAUGGAGGAAAACAUGUUAAUAUGAAAAUUAUUUAUUAAAAACUUACAAAUAAGUGUUGAACUGAACUGUCAGUAGUUGUACCAGUAGGAGCAGUACACAUACACCGGUACAAGACAGACAAUGCAGAGGCAGAGUUGUAGUAGCCUAUAAACACGAACAAGUACAGUUUUCAAGUACUUUGCUUGAGUAUAUGUACUAUAUUUUGUGUCCUUGUAAGCUCACUACAUCUAAGAUGGCCAUACCACGUUUAACCUCCUAAAACCCUACAUCCA
Messenger RNA from Archocentrus centrarchus (flier cichlid), 6699 nucleotides. RefSeq names its product ring finger protein 217 (gene rnf217). The transcript is spliced from 7 exons. NCBI's taxonomy places the organism in Eukaryota, Metazoa, Chordata, Actinopteri, Cichliformes, Cichlidae. The coding region runs from base 109 to 1821 and encodes 570 amino acids. Gene Ontology annotation, molecular function: ubiquitin-protein transferase activity; zinc ion binding. Gene Ontology annotation, biological process: protein ubiquitination. The record is from RefSeq and is a predicted model, not a curated record.